This is a messenger RNA of Saxophila tyrrhenica, 2076 nucleotides long. RefSeq lists its product as uncharacterized. Lineage: Eukaryota; Fungi; Ascomycota; Dothideomycetes; Mycosphaerellales; Extremaceae. The transcript has 3 exons. Bases 1 to 2076 code for a protein of 691 amino acids. The record is from RefSeq and is a predicted model, not a curated record.
AUGCCAGCCGAUCGACUGCUUGGGACAUUGCUGAGAUCUCUGCAGACCUACACUGAUCAGCAAGAUACUCCACGGCUACUCGGAACCGCUUCAUCCCUCUUGACGACCCUCAACAACCCACUGAACGUCACGCUGCUGACCAGCCAGCUACUGUCCGCUCCCGCGAUCUGGACAGAGCCCGAAGGCCUUCGAACCUCUGUCCGAUGCUUAAGCGCCUUUCAUUCUGCCACGCAAGCUCUAGUCAAGCAUGAGCAUGCUCUGCGCGAGAAGUCGGCUGAUGCAGACUUUGCAGACCUGCAGCUGGAGCGAACGCUGCCUAAGAAUGAAUGGGUGAAAGCUGUAAUCAGUGGCGCCGACGACCAUUCACGGAGAUGGCGACAUCUACUUGCUCUUGGUGGACUCCUGCUUGGUUUUGGCUCACCAGACGAUGGAAAUCUAUCCAGCAGUAUGCGAAGCACCAUCGAGAGCGCUUUGGUGACGGCCGCCAACCUCGCCCUGGAUGAGACGCCUGAAGAGGACCAAUUGGGCUUGGACUCAAUCACCCUUGUGCUAAACCAUGCCUUCCCAUACGUUGCCGACCACGAACGAGCAGGGCUCACCUACGACAGUCUUCUUCCUGUGUUGAUUCGAUCCGUCUUACAUUCUGGCGAAGGCCUUCGCUCUGGAUACUUCCUUGGGUCCGUUGACCAAGACGUCCGCCAAGUUUCAAACGACAGAUUCCAGUGGCCAGAGCAAUCGCGUUCCUUCCAGCAGAUCCAAGCAAUGCUCAACAGCCCAAUCGUGUCGUCGCUCGGGCCAUUGUCUCGACUGAUAGGUCAUGCCAUCGAGCAAGUCGACCAGCCCUGGCUCGUUUCGGCUGCGAUGGAGGAGAUUGUUCAGCUAACUCGCAACAUCCAUCUACAGUGGCGGCAGACUAAGCUGUCGGAGAUUGAUGCUUCGGAAGAGAACCUCUUCUUGGACCAGCAAACGCUGGGGAAAACCGUGCCUCAGCUUUGGAAGCUGCUCAGGUCCUUGCUUUUUGCGAUAGUAAUCAUGUUGCGCAGUAUUACCGGGAGAAUGCUCUGGCAUGGCGCAUUGGCAAAUGACGAAGUCGCCCCCAAACUAGCUGCUCAAGCUCUCCAUGUGAUGCGCAACCUGUACUUCGCGGCGGUCAAGACCGGAUCUGCAUCGUUCUCGCAGUACACGUUCGCCUACCUGACGGCUAUGGACGCUCUUUGCGCUUAUCCACCGGAAGUUGAAGCAUUCUUGCAGUCGAUUCGACCAGCUGAAACCUCCGGCAUCCCUCAACACCCUCUCGACCGCAACCUCGAUCUCUUCUUCCUCAACACCGCAGAGCACUUCACUUUCGUCGCAUCGCCAAAGAUCAACGAGGAUCUCCUCGCAGCCACAGCAUCACGCUACCUGGUAGCAGGCGAAAGCAACCACCUUCUACCAAUUUUCGAGGCAGCCCAUAGCGGCGUGCUUGCGGUGUUCUCCGCGCCGCAGAACGCGGAUAUCACCAGACGACACUUGCCAUUUUACAUCGAUGCGUUGUUCGGCGUGUUCCCGGAGAAGGUGUCGGCACGACAAUUCCGGCUUGCGUUCAGGACUUUGUUGCGCCUCACCAGUCCGCCCGCUGUGUUGGCUGCCAGCGAGCCCAUGCUGAGCGCGACGUUGCUGGAACUGCUAAAUGAACGAGCAUUAAACGCAUCGAGUCAACCUCUGCCGCCGAAACCAGCUGAGCAGAGCUCGGAUGCUGAUCCACCGGUCGACCUUUCGGAACAAGCCGUACUCGUGCUUACCGUGAUCGAUACACUACCUCAACUGUCAUUGGAGCUUCUGGACGAGUGGCUGCCGCUUGCCGCUCAGCUGGUGAACAGGAUCGAAGAUCCUGCGAUGCGUGAACACUGUAAAGAGUACUACUGGCAUACGCUCGUUGGCGGCGAGAUGGACCCAGACCGGAGCGGCGUGUGUCACGACUGGUGGAGCACUCGUGGCGGAAGGGAGAUGCUGCUAUUUGGAGAGAGUGCUGGCGAGGAGCAGGACUUCAGCAUGAGUGGCGCUUUGCCGGACGAGGCGAGGGAAAGCAAGUUAUGA